Cylindrotheca closterium is the source of this 648-nucleotide messenger RNA. The record is from the annotation of a GenBank genome assembly. NCBI's taxonomy places the organism in Eukaryota, Bacillariophyta, Bacillariophyceae, Bacillariales, Bacillariaceae.
AUGACACCUCCCAUUUAUUUCACCACCACCACCAUGUCUCAACAACAACAACACGAACAAUCAUCAAAGGACAAUGAAAAGCAGUCAAACGCAACAGAAGAAGAUGAAUCGCAUCGAUUUCCCACUCUUCCAGCAUUCACCGUCCCAGUAGAGGUCCGAAAUACCCCCCAAUACGGUCCCACCGAAUUUGGAGUCUUUGCCUUGGAAGAUAUUCCUGCCAAUUGCCGGGAUUUUUGGGUGUGGACAGACCGGGUCCAAAAGAUUCAUCACACGGAACUUGAGACGUAUAUCAAAUCCAACUUUGAAGCGACCAACAUUCGACAAAUUCGACAAUUCUUGCGGCGUGGCUUUGUCUUACCACCACCCAAGGAUGACCAUUGGAAUUCCAAUCCGACGGAUGCUGGGUCGUUUAUGAAUCAUUCUUAUACACCAAACUGUGGGCAGCCAUAUGGGACUCUACGCAAAAUAAAAAAGGGAGAAGAAUUGACUAUGGAUUACUCGGGGAAUGGGAAUCCAAAGUGGUAUCAAGAUAUCUGUCACAAGUACGGGAUUCUAACGGGAGUGGAGAUUGCUUCCAGAGAGAAGCAGAACAAUGGUCAAGUCCAGGAGGCUUCGUUUGAUCCGCCAGAGGGAUUUCCAACUUAUUGA